AUGAAGUUUUUGACACUUUUGACUAUUGUGGAAUUAAUAUUUGUGAGUGGUGUAGAUUCUACACCUGCUGCACCACCUCAACCAGGUUUGAGAAUUGGUGAGAACGACCGAAAACAAAUUGAUGAACUUGUACAUCAAUUAGAAAUACUCAAUGCUGAAAAUAGCAAUUUGGUGAAUGAUUUUACCGAAGAUUACCAACUCAUUCUGAGAGAUCUUGACUUUGAGGACUUGUCAGCAAGAUCUGAUCUUCCAAUAUUAGAUACUGUCUUCAGACUUGUCAACAAUUCCGGUGUUGCUAUUAUUGCUACUGAUUUUCUUUUGACACGGGAGCCAUUACUUGACACUGCUAUAGAUACGUUGGUGCGUGCCAUUGAUGAACAAUGGGUAAACCUUACUACAAUAUUUAUUGCUCUUGAUCAGUCAAAUUUACUUUUAGACACGUUGAUGCAUGCUAUUAAAGAUCCAGAUGUGUUACCUGGUUUAUUGAGGAUCACCAAAGAAGUGAUCAAUCAAUCUGGAUUUCGGAUUUUUAAUGUUCGAGAAACCAAAGAUAUUGCCUCUUAUUCGCAAGAGGCUUCUGCAUCUAUGGAUGUUUUUAAAAGAGAGAAUUCCUUAUUGGUGUUAUUAUUCACAUCUUUAAAAGAUUCAGGCUUGGUUGUUGCUUUGAGUAAACACAUUCUAACGACCCCGGAAUUGGCCCCUGGUGCUGCUCAUUUUGUGUGGAGAAUAUUAAAGUUACGGCCGCUGACACUUUAUAAAAUAUUUGAUGCCUUGAAAAGAUCUAACUUAAUUUGGAAUUUGCUUAGAGAAAUUAUCAAUGUUCCAGCAAUUUUAUCUAAUUUUAGCACAAUUGUCACUCAAACUAUUACCCAAAAACUCAAUUUACAAUAA
This is a messenger RNA of Candida dubliniensis CD36, 891 nucleotides long. RefSeq lists its product as uncharacterized. NCBI's taxonomy places the organism in Eukaryota, Fungi, Ascomycota, Pichiomycetes, Serinales, Debaryomycetaceae. The transcript has a single exon. The record is from RefSeq and is a predicted model, not a curated record. The coding region runs from base 1 to 891 and encodes 296 amino acids.